AUGCUCCCUAUGGUUGGAAGACAGACGAUCCGCAUGGAUAGUGGAAAUGGCCCAGUGACAGUUAUGGAUGAGAGUCCCACAUCCAGCCCCAGCUCCAGCCCCAGUCCUGACAUGCUGACCACCGACAGUCGGCGUCCGGAGGCCCUGCAGCACUCUAGGGUGGUCCAGGCGGGUGGCCUCAGUGGCAGAGGGCGGCCGGCAGCAGCCAACGCAGCGCGGGAGAGGAGUCGAGUGCAGACUCUGAGAAGCGCAUUCCUGGAGCUACAGAGGACUCUGCCGUCGGUGCCACCAGACACAAAACUGUCCAAGCUCGACGUGUUGAUUUUGGCCACCACGUAUAUUGCCCAUCUGACUCGAACCUUGCAAGAGGAGGGGAUGGAGGAGGGAGAGAGCAACAGACAAACAGAGGCCUUACACUCGCUGAAAGGUGAAGGUUACCUGCACCCUGUGAAAAAGUGGCCAAUGCGAUCCAGGUUAUACGUCGGCGCCAGCGGUCAGUUUCUGAACAAUUCAAAACAGACAGAAAAUCAAGGCGCAUCAUCGUCGACCUCGCAGACAUAACGCUAUCCACUGCAUACGGGACUUCUCAUUUAGACGACCAUUAAUUAGUAAGACUCUUUCAGCUAAAUCCACCCAUGAGGACUUUUGAAAUGGACAGCAGAUUCGUCGUCUGACAGUGCUUUUUAUUUAUCAAACAACUGAGGUAUCUCCUUUUGACUUCAGUAUUUUCAUGUAAAGGAGACAGUCACGACUCUUUCAAUAGUAGGAACACAUUGUAAAUUAAUAUAUUAUGUGGUUAUGUAUAUAAAAUCUGAGAAAGCUCUUAUUUUGGCCAUGCUUUGUUUCUGCUCCGCUUUCUGCUGUUCUGUGUCUGUUGGAGGGAUUAAUGUAUGUAUACUUUUUAGCAAUCCCGUGUGUUGCGUAAUGAACAUUUACACUAAAUGCAUGUGUGAAUAACUUAACAUCUGUCAUGUGAAGGGGUUGUCAGAAUCUCAACAAUGGUAGGAGCCUCUUCAUUUUCUCUUCGUUUUUUACAUAAAUAGUUGUAAAUGUGUUUGUGGAUAAUGACUUGAGAAAUAAAAAUAAGACAUG
Messenger RNA from Coregonus clupeaformis (lake whitefish), 1092 nucleotides. RefSeq names its product transcription factor 24-like. The coding region runs from base 1 to 561 and encodes 186 amino acids. The transcript is spliced from 2 exons. Gene Ontology annotation, molecular function: RNA polymerase II transcription regulatory region sequence-specific DNA binding; DNA-binding transcription factor activity, RNA polymerase II-specific; protein dimerization activity. Lineage: Eukaryota; Metazoa; Chordata; Actinopteri; Salmoniformes; Salmonidae. Gene Ontology annotation, biological process: regulation of transcription by RNA polymerase II; developmental process. The record is from RefSeq and is a predicted model, not a curated record.